AUGUGUAGACUAACCUCUGAUUGGGCUAAUAAAGUUCCGCAGGCGAAAUUUGUGGAAAUUAAUAAUGAUUCUCGUCCAUUAACGACCAGGGAUACAGUACUCCCCAAACAAGAACAUUAUGCUGAAGAAGACAAUAAAGGAUCCAACAGAAGAAAUAGUGUAACACGAACGAAAACAAAGGAACUUGUAAAAGCUUUUAUUAUUGUAUGUAUCAUCCUGAUAAUAAUUGCCGCCGCUAUGUCAACAUUCGUAAUUAUCAACGGAAAAACAAAUAAACAAGAAGAUAAAACUGGAGCACCAAAUCGUCAAACUUUAUCAGUUCCGAGAGUGGGAGCUAGCACACCAUUUCAAGCUCAUAUGAAAGGAGCUGAUCAACAGCUCACAUGA
Messenger RNA from Didymodactylos carnosus, 387 nucleotides. NCBI's taxonomy places the organism in Eukaryota, Metazoa, Rotifera, Eurotatoria, Philodinida, Philodinidae. The record is from the annotation of a GenBank genome assembly.